UUCACUGGAUAUUUUUUUUUGUUUUUACUUUAAAAAAAAAAUUUAAUUUAAUGUCCAUAACGACAACAAUAUCAUCCAAUGUAUCAUAAACUUAUUAAUGAAGAUGAUGAUCAUGAUGCGACGACAAAUACUACCACCACCAAUUAUGAAUCAUUUGAAUUUAAAAAUCGUUCGACUAAAGAAUCACGAUCACGACAAUCAUCGAGGAAUGGUUCAAAUUCACCAUCAUAUGUGGAUCCAAAUCGUUAUGAUGUAAUUGAACAUAACAUACAACCGAAUGAUACAUUACAAGGUAUUGCUUUACGUUUCAAUUGUUCAAUUUCACAAUUACGUUUUUUGAAUCAUAUGAUGUCGGAUCAAGAUUUUUAUGUAUUAAAAGUGAUACGAAUACCUGUUAUUAAACAUGGUUUUCUAACCGAUUCAACUAAUGGUGAUCAACAACAACAACAACAACAAGAUGAUCAACGAACAUAUUUUGUUGAUGAUUUAGUUGAUGUUACACAGGAACCAUCGAAAACAUUGUCAACAAAAACAAAAGUGAUCAAUAUUGGCAUUUCGAAAUAUUUGACAAAUGAUGAUGAUAAUAAUGAAAAUUAUAAAAAAUUUUUAAAUAAUUUAUGUCAAGAUCUUGAAGAAAUAAGAAAAUUUAAUCAAAGUAAAAGUGAAGAAAAUAUUAUGGCCACUGAUGAUAAUAAUAGUAAUGAUGAUGAUGAUCAUAUAACCAUCGUAUCGGUUAAAUCAACAAAAACAUCUGCCCAUUGUGAUGGAUCAGAUUUGGGUAUUCAUUGGAAAUAUUUAAUCAUGAUUAUCAUUUUUAUUUGUCUACUAGUCCCAUUGUAUAUUCUGUAUAAUCUGGAGAAUCAUCAUCAUUGAUUGAUUGAUUUUUUU
Dermatophagoides farinae (American house dust mite) is the source of this 888-nucleotide messenger RNA. RefSeq names its product lysM and putative peptidoglycan-binding domain-containing protein 3. The record is from RefSeq and is a predicted model, not a curated record. NCBI's taxonomy places the organism in Eukaryota, Metazoa, Arthropoda, Arachnida, Sarcoptiformes, Pyroglyphidae.